Molecule: messenger RNA, 894 nt
Organism: Phytophthora megakarya
Lineage: Eukaryota; Oomycota; Peronosporomycetes; Peronosporales; Peronosporaceae
Source: the annotation of a GenBank genome assembly
AUGACUGUUUUCCAAAGGAAUAUCCCCAUGCCUUCACACAUCGGUCCAAACAUCUCGGUGAGUUUGCCUAAAAGUGAUUUUGGAAAACGGUCGAUCUCCUAUCUGUCACAUGAAAUUAGUGCGGAAGGUAUCCGAGCGAUCCCAAAAGUUGCGAAGGGUGGUAUGGAUCUAUCGUUCCCCAAAUCUCACAAAGGUGUGCUAUCGUUUCUUGGAAGUCUGAACUACUACCAUAAGUUCAUUGAAGACUUUCCGGUAGUGGCAGCAGUCCUCUAUGAACGUUCGGAAGACCAGAUACGUCAGGAACGAGACCUCUCGCGAGCCCAUGAGUCAUUCGAACUGCUUAAAAGGAAAAUUGUCGCGACGCCACUGUUGAGACAUCCGGACAUCCAAAAGUCGUUUGUGAUCAUUCCACACGCGAAUCGUUGGGCUGCUUGUGCAGUCGUAGGACAAGAAUACGACGGAAAGAUACACCCUGUUCGGUACACGGGACGCGUUCUGAACGAUGCUGAGCUCCGGUAUCACAUUGUCGAGAAGGGAGUGAUUGCUAUCCUGAGGACGUUACAAGUCUUUCGGACUAUUCUGGAAGGCCGACGACUGAUCAUCUACACAAGAUAUUCUGUUCUGAAAUGGGUGUUACAGUCUAAGUCGGCAGACUGCGUUCCUUGGGGAGUCACGCGCUCACAUUGGGAUAUCGAAACUCGAAAAGUCCAAAAGGAUGAAGACGGACUUGCAGCCAUCAUGGGUGCAGGGAUCACACCGCGAGAAGAUUUGGAUGAGGCACUGAUCCCUCUAAAGGUGCACGAGUCGUUCCGAGUUUCGACGAUGCCGCAAAACUCUCCACCAAGAAGGGGAGCUGUGCCUGUGUGUUAUGGCAGUUACCCGGUUGGAAAGUUC